UUGAUGUUUAGUCACUUGGCAACAUGUCUCGGAAACCGUUCACGCAGCUCACCCUGGCAGAGAAGAUUGCAUUGAUAAAGGACAGCGAUGGACAAACACAAGGAAAGCUCGCAGAAAAGUACGGCGUCGCACGUAGUACGGUACAGAACGUUCUGAAGCGCAAAGCGAAAUUAAUGCAAGCGUAUGAAGAAAAUGAGCCGGCGAAUAAGAAAAGGUCAAACAGUUGUCGUUUUGAGGCUGUCAACGAAUUCGUGUGGGAAUGGUUCUGUCGGAUGCGAGCAGCGAAUGUGCCAAUUUCAGGGCCGAUGAUCAAACAAAAGUCACUCGAGUACGCCGCCUCGCAAGGAAUGCACGAGUUCAAGGGUUCGACAGGCUGGUUAGAUAAGUUUAAAAUCCGUCACAACAUUAACUGCGCCGUCAUAAGUGGUGAAGGAGCCGCAGAGGCAUUCAAGCGCACGCGUCAGCAAACCGUCGCGACGUGUUUUGGGCGGACUGGUUUCACGGAUGAGGUCACAGAAGAAUCAGAGGAUCCAGAAGACGACAUGCCAUUGGCAGAUCUCGUUCGUCGAUUUCCACGCGCAACCGGGUCAGGAGACGACACAGUGACUGAAUACGUGGAGUGCGAUAACGAUUUGGUCACGAGCGACGUCGCGUCAACGGAAGACGACGAUCAUUGCGCGCGACGUACUGAUGAAAACGACGACAGCGAUGCCGAAGGCGAGGAAAACGAAGCACGUUCGGGCACAACGAUCCGACAAGCAAUUGAAAUGACCGAAAAGCUUCGGGACUUUUUUCUGCGCGAGAAUGUCUGACUACGUGCAGAUGACGACACAGAUGAACAAUUCUUUACUUGCGCAACUCAUGUCAUCUUCCCGUCAGAAUGACUUGUCUUAUUUCAUUCGCACGGACAGUUGAAGUCAUGGAAUUUUCAUUGAAGUGUCAAAUUAUCGCUAAUGCUCUUGUGUUUUAAAAUUGUCUUUGAAACGCCUUUCCGUACAUUUUCGUGGUCAAUUUCAUAAUGAUUGUUUUUUUUUUUUUUUG
Molecule: messenger RNA, 1041 nt
Organism: Penaeus monodon (black tiger shrimp)
Lineage: Eukaryota; Metazoa; Arthropoda; Malacostraca; Decapoda; Penaeidae
Product: major centromere autoantigen B-like
Exons: 1
Coding region: 24-812 (262 amino acids)
Cellular component (GO): nucleus
Molecular function (GO): DNA binding
Source: RefSeq, a predicted model, not a curated record